GUUAGCUGUUGCCUCCUGGCUCCGUGCAAGUUCCACUUGUGGUCAGACUGUGGUACAUAAUAAGCUUGAGCUGCCUGGCUGCCUGCAGGCCUAUUUUCUAUUCACUGCCCCAACCUAAUAGUCAUCAUGGAACCAGAGCCAGGCGAUGAUUAUCUGCGCAGAAUUGCGACGUUCAUCAGAAACAAUGAGAUGGGCCUCGCGGAAGCUGGCUUUGUCCGACGAAGGGGUAUACAGCGUCGGCAUUCUACCAAUAACACCUCUGUCUUCAAUCUCGCUGGUUGGUUUUCCUAUGAUUCACAAACGCCGUCACCUGCUCCUCCUCCGAAACCUGUCACGUUCGGCAUCGAUACGCACAGGCUCUUUUACGUGCUUAUGCGCUUAGAGGCGCUUGGAAUUGACAUUGGCACAUUAGACGUUAGGGUGGACAAUCCCUCGAAGCCAAUGCAUUACACGCAUAUCGAUUUGUACCCUAAUUCCGACAAAUCCGACACGCUAUCUCUCGCGUCAUUUCGCUCGUCACUUUCAGCCGUAUCUGGUUUGUCCCUUGGAGUAGGGUGGUGGGGAAGACAGGAACCGCAAAGCAUCGACACGGAGCUCAAGUACAUUUACAGCUCUUUUACAAAGGUCCCUGCACUAUCCAUCAGGGCACCGGGUCCCAAAGUCAUCGCGGAGCUUGCAGACGAACCACCUAAUCAGAAUGCACUCCCACUGGAUGCAUUCAAGAAUCUUCAGACUCUGGAGUGCGUUGACAUAGACCCACGGACAUUGCUUGGGUGGGAUAGGCUGGCAGAAAGUCUGCGGAGUUUAACAGUCCAGCGCAGUGGGCUGGAGGACGUCACUGAUAUCUUCAUUGGUGCCGUGUUAGAUGACCAGGCUCGGAGAGAUGGAACCUCGAGCGACCUAAGAAGCAGACGCAUACCUCGUAGACAACGCUCCUUCCAGAGUACUCGCCUACCUGAGUCUGUUCCAGAGGACGAUGAAGACGAUUUAACGCCUCCAACGCCUUCACCUGCCGCUCCCCUCUCGCCCUAUAAAUGGUCAUUAUUGAAGCAUUUGUCGCUGGCAGAUAAUGCCCUCACAUUUCUUCCCACCGACCCAUUACCAUACCUCACUUCCCUCAUUCAUCUCGACCUAUCGUCUAAUCUUCUCGUGUCUGUCCCGCAUGGUAUCGCCAUACUCCACAACCUCGUCUCCCUAAAUCUCUCCGAUAACAUGAUUGAUUCAGUCCUUGGUAUCUACACGCACCUUGGCCAAGUUCUCAACAUCAAUCUCUCCCGCAAUCGACUUGAUUCUAUCUGUGGCUUAGAGCGUCUUAUGGCGCUGGAACGCGUCGACUUGCGUUCAAACCACAUAGAGGAGAGCGCUGAAAUUGGGCGAUUGGCCACACUACCUAACAUUGCGGAGGUAUGGAUUGAAGGAAACCCGCUCACAGAAUACGAGGACAACUAUCGCACCACAUGCUUUGAUCUCUUUCGGAAGGAGGACAAGAACAUCAGGCUCGAUGGGGCAUCACCAGGGUUUUACGAGAAACGCAGUCUCACUGCACCACUGCCUGAUCAGCCACUAUCAGCAAACCCCGUCGAGCCCCUCCCCUCUCCACCUGUCGUACCAGUCAGUCCAAAGGCGAAGGCACCCUCUUCGACAGGGACGCAUGACGUCACGGGCACUUCACGAUCGGGACCAUCAUCGCCGUCUCCUGGUUCACCUCUGCUACCAGGUGCUGUUACAGGGAAGGCGAGAAAGCGGAAGGUCAAGCGCAUCGUCGACCUGACCACCGUGGAUGGAACAGGUGAGGCUUAUUAUUCAACACUUGCCAUUCAAGUGAUUGACGGCGCUUUAGAUGGACGAUCUCAUUCCUCGAAUAAAGGAGGCACUGCAGUAGCAACAAUGCCAGGGAUCUCCGUUCGCCCUGCAAGCCCGCUGCGCUCGCCGUCUGCCACUGUUCGUAUACCACGUCCACAUUCAACGAAUGGCAAGUCGGGACACCGAAGAGUGAGCACGGUAUUCGAACCAGAUGAGGGUCAGAGCCAGAGUCAGAUACGGGAUGCUGAGCUCUAUCGAGCGCGGAUGCAAGCCCUGCGUUCUGAUAUGGGAGAUGGGUGGCUGAAGGUGUUCAGCCAGAGUCAAACUCCAUCACCGGGAGUUGCUGCGGGUUAGACUAUAGGUAUGCUGGUGAUUUAGUAGGAUAUACCCAUCUUGUAUGUAUUCAUCAGUCUGGACUCUGCAUUAAUAUUGUAUUUCGAUAAUCCCAUUACAUACACUGGCCGUGGUCCCAUGGCUAACUCUUAUUUUAAGUUCUUCC
Messenger RNA from Suillus clintonianus, 2302 nucleotides. RefSeq lists its product as uncharacterized. The record is from RefSeq and is a predicted model, not a curated record. NCBI's taxonomy places the organism in Eukaryota, Fungi, Basidiomycota, Agaricomycetes, Boletales, Suillaceae. Bases 127 to 2157 code for a protein of 676 amino acids. Gene Ontology annotation, molecular function: protein kinase binding. The transcript has a single exon. Gene Ontology annotation, cellular component: cytoplasm.